AUGUCAUUCCUGCCCUCGCCAUUGCAGCUGGUGUCGUAUCCUUUAGUGGCCAACAAUGUGAGGCUUUUGUGUGACGAGGAUCGAGGGCCGCGGGCCUCUUCCCUCGCCGCAUCCUUCCGCCGGCUUCGCCACACGUACCAGUCUGAGGGCUUGCCUGGGGUAUUCCGCGGAGGUCAUCUUUAUCUACUGCAUCAGGUGCUGCGCGACAGCCUCCGGCGCUUGGCUGAGAUCCCAGGGGGUCGGAAUACAAGGCGCGGCCCAGCUUGGAAGGCAGCGAGGCUGGCAGUCAAGUACGGCAUCGAUGCGCUCUGCUAUCCAGUUCUUCUGGCCUCCACGCGCGUAGUGAUGUUGAAGAGUGAGGAGAGUACUUGGCAAAAGUUGGGCGAAUGGUGCCGAGAGGAAGGAAUAUGGUCCCUCUUCAGUGGGCUGUGUGCUUCAUUGUUGUCGACUGCUUUCGAGGAGGCCAUGGACAUGUUGCUGGGAGCCUGCAUUGACCACGGAAACGCGGAUGCAGCCGACAAACUCGUCUUGAAGGCUUGUGGGAACAGUGUCGUCUCUGUCUUCACAUCACCCAUCAACUACGUCAGCGUCAUCCAAAGGUGCCAGUCUCCGCGGCUGCCAGGUUUCGUGAGGCCACGUCCGCUGCGCGGCAUCGUGUGGGGUCUGCCCUGGCGAGGCUCCUUCAACCAGCUGGUCCUCUUCUCGGGAAUCCUGGGCCUCAACGUGAGGCUCAUCCAGUGGAAGAUCCAGCUCAAAGAGGAGGCGGAGGAGUCGGAGGAGUGA
Messenger RNA from Symbiodinium natans, 783 nucleotides. The record is from the annotation of a GenBank genome assembly. NCBI's taxonomy places the organism in Eukaryota, Dinophyceae, Suessiales, Symbiodiniaceae.